UUAGCACGUCAGUCGGGGAGAAGAUAUAUUUUUGUGCCUUGAAGCAUAAAUCUCUAUUAAAUAAUUAGUUACGACGCUGUAAAAUAACUAGGGACGCUUUUCGGACUCGGGAGACUUAAAAGUGCGUGCUGUUGUAGACUAUUCUAAAAGCGUUUGUGUAAUACUUCGUGGAACUGAACAUCUCGAAGUCAACUCGAACUUGUGUGUUAAACGGUCGGUAGAACUGUUUAAUUUGGUUUGAAGGACUAAUAAUUAGAUGUUAGUGUCGUCUACGUCUACCGCGUAAUUAUUCCCGUGUAAUAAUUCGUGAUAUAUCAGUCCUUUUAUUUCUUCGAGUGACCUUUGGUGCGUUGCUUAAUUUAGUUUUGCAAUGCCGGGAUUCGUUUCCGACGAGUAAUAUGAUUUGAAAACGAUUAUUUUGAUGAACAUAGUCCAAGGCGACCCAUACAUCGACGGACAAUGAACCUUAUCCCUAACAUCCUGUGAUCAUUUUCUUCCCAAUCAUUCCAUUUUAUUAAAUAAUGUAAGCACGCUAUACCAUUCCAAAUAAAAAGGCAAAUAUAUUUACAUAGAAACUUCUUAUGAUAAUUGCAAUAGUAACUUUAAGUAAAUAAAUAUAUUUUCUAUAUUUUAUAGAAUUUUCCUGAAGUGCCAGUGACAUAUAUAUACGCUAUAAUUUUUUCGUGUAUUAUAAUUAAAAAUCUUAAGCUAUAUUCUAGUCCAAUUGUAUGUAAAAUAUAGUAAUUAUUUAUAUAUUAUUACUACAUUAUUUCAUUCUCAUCACUUUUUCAUAAUAACCUAAAUACCAUAACCCCUAUUCUUACUAUAAAAUCUAAUUGUCACUAAUAUUCCCAAUACACAACCUAAAUAACACGAUCCCUAUUCCUACUAUACAUCUUAAUUGCCACGGUCCAAUAUCCCUAAUACACAACCCUAUUCCUAACGUACAACCUAAUUACCAAGCCCGCUAUUCUUACAUCCUAACUGCAACGAUUCAAUAUUCCUAAUACACAACCCUAUAUUCAUCGUACAACCUACCACGACCCAACCUAAUCCCCGCUCUCCCUAAUCACCCUCACCCCUGUGUCCGUGAUGCGCUGACGCCAUGAGCUCCUCCCCAGCCCUCGAGCCCUCCCCCCCGCCCGCCGCCACCCCGCCGUCGCCCGCGCCGCGUCCUCCGGACCACCCGCCGCCGUUCCACACUUCUACGCCACAUUAUAUUUCUAAGAAGCCGACUAAUCCGUCGCUGAACGUUAUACUACCAGCGUCAGCGCCUACCACACCGCCCACAUACGGCGAGCCGACGCUAACCCCUCCCCCGCGUUCGCCCGGCGCCGCGGCCACCCCCGCGACCCCCGCGUCCGGCGACCGCCAUCACCCGCCUGACGGGACCUCAUCCGACAAGUCAUCAGAAACAGCGGUUGGCGGCAUAUCGCGUACGCCUAGCACCGCUCUAUCCCGCAAAGAGAGUUACAAGGCCCAGCGACAACAUUAUAGGAGGGAGAAAAAACGGGCGGCCACUGCGCUAUUGCACUCUAUAGAGGACCCGUCAGUCGUCGUUCUUGCUGAUUGGUUGAAGGUCCGCGGGUCCCUGAAAUCAUGGACGAAGCUGUGGUGUGUGCUGAAGCCUGGUCUUUUGUUGCUCUACAAGAGUUCUAAGGCAAAGAGCAGCCACUGGGUGGGGACGGUCCUGCUGACCUCCUGCCAGGUGAUCGAGCGGCCGAGCAAGAAGGACGGGUUCUGCUUCAAGCUGUACCACCCACUCGAGCAGAGCAUCUGGGCGCCGAGAGGGCCGCACAACGAGACUAUAGGAGCGGUGGUGCAGCCCCUCCCGACGGCGCACCUGAUAUUCCGCGCGCCGUCGCAGGCGGCCGGGCACUGCUGGCUCGACGGACUUGAACUUGCCCUACGCUGCAGCAAUGCUAUGCUCAGAUGUUCCCGUUCCCGGCCGGAACAGACGGUCCCCGACGCUCCGACCACAGACACCAAUAUAUCACAUGAAGAGCUCGAGAAACACUUCAACGAGCACGAGCUAGCCGGGGCGGCGUCCGACACUGAUAGCGAGGCGUCCCGGACCAUGCCCGAGCCGGAGACGCGGCGCGGCGCGGCGCAGCGCGGCGCAGUGGAUCGCAUCGAGGCGCUGUACGUGGAGGAUCCUGACCGGGAGACGGGCGCGGCGGGCGAGUUGGUAGAAGAAGUUGCAGAAGAGAACAAGUCCCUCCUCUGGUUCUUGCUGAAACAAGUUCGGCCAGGAAUGGACCUGAGCAAAGUCGUACUACCCACCUUCAUUCUCGAGCCGAGAUCAUUCCUGGACAAGCUGUCUGACAACUAUUACCAUGCGGAUAUAUUGGCACAAGCACAACACAUAGAGGACCCGUACGCCCGUUUCAAACUAGUCCUUCGCUGGUACCUGUCAGGACUGUACCGCAAGCCCAAAGGGCUGAAGAAACCCUACAACCCCGUGCUGGGCGAGACCUUCCGCUGCUGCUGGAAGCAUCCAGACAGCAGGACCAAUACCUACUACGUCGCUGAACAGGUGUCUCAUCACCCGCCCGUGUCAGCGUUCUACGUGUCAAACAGGAAAGAAGGAUUCGUCAUAGAAGGGAGUUUAUUAGCAAGAUCCAAAUUUUACGGUAACUCGACGUCGGCCAUAUUGGAGGGCUGCGCGCGAGUUCACCUCCUCACGUGGGGCGAGAGCUACGUGACGACCGCUCCUUAUGCGCACUGCAAGGGCAUCGUCAUAGGCACACUCAGCAUGGAGCUAGGAGGAAGGUAACUCAUCACUCAUGUGCAUGUAAUGUGUGAGAGCACCGGAUAUAGUGCGGACAUCGAAUUUAAAUUAAGGUCAUUCCUAGGCGGUUCGGAGCAGACGAACCUAAUAUCGGGUCGCAUCAAAAGGGGCAAAGACACGAUCGCAACGGUCGAAGGUUACUGGGACGGCCGGAUCGACAUUCGGGACAAGAGGACCGGGGAAGAAGUGACCCUUCUCGACGUGGCCAUACUAAAAGAACAGCGUCUGACCCGCUACCUCAUGAAGCUGGAGAACCAGCAGGAAUUCGAAUCGCAGCGGCUGUGGCUACGGGUCUCUGAGGCCAUACACAAUGAGGACCAGGUGGCCGCAACAGAACAGAAGACAAUAAUAGAAGAGGCGCAACGAGCUCGAACGCGAGCCACCAUCGCGCCGUGGGUUCCGCGCCUGUUCCACAAGCAGCUCCACGUGGCCUGCCCCGACGGCAUCCAGGACCAAGGCUGGCGGUACAAGCACUCCAACACCAGCCCGUGGCAACCGUCCGAGAUAUUCGAAUACGAAGAGGAUUUCGUAAUAACGUCGACGGUAGGCAGCGCGGGCGCGCUCCGACCCGAGCGACUUGAGCGACACUCGCUCGACAGACACGAGCGACGCGAGCGCUCAGACUCCGACUCCAGACAGGAGCAAGCCACGAGAUCCAAACACUCACGGACGCUAAAGCAGACGCUCAACUCCCUCGACACGACGCUGCGCGAGCAGGGCGUGACGCUGGAGCGCCUCACGCGCGCCGUGGAGCAGCUCGACCGCCGCGCCCCCGCCACCGCGCGCCUCCCCACCACCGGCUACAGCUGGGACCUGUUCUCCGGCUUCGUCAUAGCCAUGGUGCUCCAGGCGGUACUCAACUGGAUGUUCUAUACCAAAGACUGACCGCUUUGAGUUCUCUGUGGGCACAGAUGUCAACUCGAUCUUUGCCUCAAAGCUUUCACUUGGGCACAGAUGUCAGCUCGAUCUUUGCCUCAAAGCUUUCACUUGUCUGUGGGCACAGAUGUCAGCUCGAUCUUAGCCUCAAAGCGUUCACUUGUCUGUGGGCACAGAUGUCAGUGAGGUUGAGAUGUAGCUUUGUGAGUUGGUCAUUGAAUCUUUUAUCUCGUUCAGAAACUUAUGAUGAUACUUUUGAAGUUAUAUGUAACAAGGGACUCGUAAAUAUAAAAAUAAAUUCGUUAUUUAUAAUUAUGAAUUAUUUGAUGAUCAAUGGGCUAUUUUACCAUUAACACUGGCUAGGCUAGUUUCCUACUAGUCAAAUCAGCUUCUUUUAAGAACUGUCAAAACGAUUUUC
This is a messenger RNA of Leguminivora glycinivorella, 4085 nucleotides long. RefSeq names its product oxysterol-binding protein-related protein 8 (gene Orp8). The transcript has 20 exons. Gene Ontology annotation, cellular component: membrane; intracellular membrane-bounded organelle; cytosol. Lineage: Eukaryota; Metazoa; Arthropoda; Insecta; Lepidoptera; Tortricidae. The record is from RefSeq and is a predicted model, not a curated record. Gene Ontology annotation, molecular function: cholesterol binding.